Raphanus sativus (radish) is the source of this 1630-nucleotide messenger RNA. RefSeq names its product protein trichome birefringence-like 8. Gene Ontology annotation, cellular component: Golgi apparatus. The record is from RefSeq and is a predicted model, not a curated record. NCBI's taxonomy places the organism in Eukaryota, Viridiplantae, Streptophyta, Magnoliopsida, Brassicales, Brassicaceae. The transcript is spliced from 4 exons. The coding region runs from base 87 to 1364 and encodes 425 amino acids. Gene Ontology annotation, molecular function: O-acetyltransferase activity.
AUACUUUCCCCUGUCAAAAAAGAAGAUCGCAUAUUCACAAUCUUCACGUCUCCCCUUUACAACGAGAGGUCAAAUCUUGUGCCGACAUGGAUCAUCAUCAAGAAUCGAAUUCUCUAAAACAACUCGUCCCUCUAUCUUCUUCUCCUUUCUUGUCAACCUUCAAGAUCAAGAAACAUAUAUUCGUCGGAAUCUCUCUUCUCAUCAGUUUCUUGAUAUUCUCCGUUACCGUCGUGGAUCUUGUCGGCAUCAAGCCUCAUCUCUGUUUUGGAUUCUUAUCUUCUUCAUCGACGAAGGAACGGAGAGAUGACGACGUAUGCGACUAUUCGUACGGAAAAUGGGUUCGUAGCCGACAACGUGGCGUGGACGGAACCUCUUAUGGAGAAGAGUGUCGGUUUCUGGAUCCUGGGUUUCGUUGUCUGAAUAAUGGAAGAAAAAAUUCUGGUUUCCGACAAUGGCGAUGGCAACCACACGGUUGCGAUCUUCCACGAUUCAACGCAAGUGAUCUUCUGGAGAGGAGUCGGAACGGGAGGAUAGUGUUCGUCGGAGAUUCCAUAGGAAGAAACCAAUGGGAAUCACUUUUAUGUAUGCUUUCACAAGCUGUGUCUAAUCAAUCUGAGAUAUAUGAAGUUAAUGGUAACCCUAUAAGCAAGCACAAGGGUUUCCUCUCGAUGCGGUUUCCAGAACAUAACCUAACGGUCGAGUAUCAUAGAACACCGUUUCUUGUCGUGGUUGCUAGGCCACCUGAGAACUCAACGGAGGACGUCAAGAUGACUGUUAGAGUUGAUGAGUUCAACUGGCAGUCGAAAAGAUGGGUCGGGUCUGAUGUUCUGGUCUUCAACACAGGACAUUGGUGGAACGAAGACAAAACCUUUAACAUAGGUUGCUAUUUUCAGGAGGGAGGUAAACUGAACAAGACAAUUGGAGUAAUGGAGGGGUUUAAGAAGUCUUUAAAGACAUGGAAGUCAUGGGUUUUAGAGAGACUAGAUUCUGACAGUAGUUAUGUCUUCUUCAGAAGCUUCUCUCCUGUGCAUUAUAGGAAUGGGACAUGGAACUUGGGUGGUUUGUGUGAUGCUGAUACAGAGCCAGAGACUGAUAUGAAGAAGGUGGAACCUGACCCUAUCCAAAACACUUAUGUCUUUGAAGUAAUAAAAGAAAUGAGAUAUGAACAUAGUAAGGUUGAGUUUCUGAACAUUACAUAUCUGACCGAGUUCAGGAAAGAUGCUCAUCCUUCACGGUAUAGAGAGCCUGGAACUCCUGAAGAUGCUCCUCAAGAUUGUAGUCACUGGUGCUUACCUGGUGUACCUGACACGUGGAAUGAGAUUCUAUAUGCACAGCUUUUGGCAAUGAAUUACACAACAAAAUGAAAAGAGGUACAAGUAUAUAACGGGUACAAGUAUAUAACGCUUCUUCUUUCUAGUCACAUGCUAUAUGAAUUGCAGCUAGCAUAGCUGUGAAUGAGAAAUGUUAACGCUGCAGAGGUUUAGCUUCACAGUUUUGUAUAAGAAACUACUUAUAAAGGUGUAGCUUGUAGUAGUUCAGACAAAGUGUAUACCAUUAUCUGAAUAGCAUAAAAGUGAACACAGACUUGUCUGUAAAGUUAUUUUUGAGUUAUAAUAAGAUUAUUGUGGAA